Molecule: messenger RNA, 1311 nt
Organism: Hibiscus syriacus
Lineage: Eukaryota; Viridiplantae; Streptophyta; Magnoliopsida; Malvales; Malvaceae
Product: guanylate kinase 3, chloroplastic-like
Exons: 2
Coding region: 84-926 (280 amino acids)
Biological process (GO): purine nucleotide metabolic process
Cellular component (GO): cytosol
Molecular function (GO): GMP kinase activity
Source: RefSeq, a predicted model, not a curated record
UGCAUACCAUCACUAAAACCCUCUUCUAAUAAUUCUCAUCACCUUCUCGGAUCCGUCUCUAAAACCCCACCCCAAAUUCCCUCAUGUUUCGUAGAUUCUCCACGGCUCUCUUUCACACCAAACACCCCCCAUUUCCCCUUCCCCCCAAACCCAUCUUCACUGCCCUCCAAACCCUUCCCAAAGGUCUCCUCUUCACUUCCACCAUUAAAAUGGCCGAUACCCACAAGUCCCAUUCUUUCCCUUCCCUCGAAAAAGCCUCAAAACCCGAGUUACUCCGUGCUCUCGAGUCUUCUCUAGGUACAUCUUUCAGCUCCGACUCGAUUCUCCCCACCCCAAACCCUUUAAUCCUCGUUAUAAGCGGUCCGAGUGGUGUUGGCAAAGAUGCUGUCAUCAAAAGGCUGAGAGAAGUCAGGGAGAAUCUCCAUUUCGUUGUUACUUCCACGAGUAGAACGAUGAGGCCCGGUGAGGUUGAUGGUAAAGAUUACAUUUUUGUGUCAAAGGAAGAGUUUUUAUCAAUGGUUAAAAAAGAUGAACUCUUAGAGUAUGCUAUGGUUUAUGGGGAUUAUAAAGGGAUACCCAAGAAGCAGAUAAGGGAAUUCAUGGGGAAAGGGUGUGAUAUUGUUUUGAGGGUCGAUAUUCAAGGGGCUGAAACAUUGAGGAGGAUCCUUGGGGAUUCUGGGGUGUUUAUAUUUCUGGUGGCUGAGAGUGAAUUAGCACUUGUUGAGAGGCUGAUUGAGAGGAAGACUGAGAGUAAAGAGGAAUUGCUUGUGAGGAUUGCUACUGCUAGAGAAGAGGUCAAGCUUGUUAAUAGGUUUGAUUAUGUUGUUAUUAAUGCUCAAGGGAAGCUUGAGGUGGCUGUGGAUUUGGUGGGGUCUAUUAUUGAUGCUGAGAAGGCUAAGGUUAGGCAAAGGACUCCAUUCAUUUGAGUUUAGCAGUGCGAGUAAAGCCGGUUGAUUUCAUGUGUUCCCCCCCCCAUAUUCUCCACUCGUUGCUCGUCGUAUUUCUGAUUGGGCCCUCACAUCAGCGUUGUUUGUACUUGAGGAAUCGGUGAUAUCAAGCCAGGUUAUUUUUAAGUAGUUAACUUUGUAGUUUUGUUGAUUCUGAACUAUUGAAGUCUAAACCCACAUUUCUCCGACUCGGGUAUAGUUAGAUUUUCCAAGUCUUUACGCAUAUUCGGAGGGUCCUUUGAGGUCACAUUAUGCCGGACUUGAGUAUUAGUAACAUGUAGAGCCAGGGCAACAUAGGUUGAAGCUAAGAGAUUUUGUGAAGUUUAUCAACUCUGAUACUAUAUCUCUUUGCUUUUUGUUUCCA